This is a messenger RNA of Galleria mellonella (greater wax moth), 5316 nucleotides long. It is a transcript of the gene MBD-R2, whose product is annotated as PHD finger protein 20. Gene Ontology annotation, biological process: regulation of transcription by RNA polymerase II. The record is from RefSeq and is a predicted model, not a curated record. Gene Ontology annotation, molecular function: DNA binding. The coding region runs from base 241 to 4875 and encodes 1544 amino acids. Gene Ontology annotation, cellular component: NSL complex. The transcript is spliced from 19 exons. Lineage: Eukaryota; Metazoa; Arthropoda; Insecta; Lepidoptera; Pyralidae.
UUUAGUGACUUCAGUAUUUAUUAGCAUAAAUAUGGUCUAAUCAUAAUAAUAGUUAUCAUUUACGUUUUUUUUAUACCAUUUACUCUUGUAGACGAAACCUGAAGGAGUUUCCAACUUAAAUUAUAAAGACUUAUAUAAAUAAUAUUGUUAUAGUAAUAUAGAUUAUAUAUCUGUAGUCUGAGACUUGUAUUCCGCCAUGAAUUUUUGUGAUUUGGUAUAGAUCAACGUUUAACAAACAGGAUGGCUGUAAAAAAAUGUUGUAUUGAGAACUGUAACUCUUGUUCUACAAGAAAGGAAGAUUUCGGUGUUACAUACCACAGAUAUCCUAAAGACGUAACAUUACGUGACAUUUGGAUAGAAGUUACACAAUAUAAAUUAACUAACACUGAUUUGGCAAGUUACGUGUGCUCUCGGCAUUUUCGUAAAUGCGAUUUUCGAAUAUAUAAGGACUCAAAAUAUGUUUUGAAGUCAGAUGCAAUACCCUCAAUAUUUCCUUGGUCGUUACCAGACAAGAAUACAUUGAACAUGGAUAUUAACAAUGUUGUUAAAGAAGAAAGUGAGAAUGAUUCUCAGAAUAGUAGUAAAGAGUCAGAAGGAGAGAAUUUGGAUGCUAUAAAAAAGUAUAUUCAGGAACAAGAGAAGGAAAUACAAGAGAAGGAGAAACAGCCAGAGGAAGAAAAAAAGAUUGAAAAUCAAAAUGUAGAAUUAGAUAAAUAUAAUCAAUCUCUAGAGGAGAGAAUGUCUGUGGCUUCCAGUAUGAUGGAUGCAAUACUCAAUGAGUCUGAAGCAUUAAUCGCUAAAAGAAUUAUGAAACCAGAAGCUAAACAGAGUUUGUGUUCUGGUGACAAAGGUAACAGUACACCUCUCUCAGUAGGCUCUAGAGUGGAGGCAAAGGAUUUUGGUGAAUUUUGGUAUGAAGCACAGAUUGCUGAAGUCGACUAUGAUGAAAUGGAGGUGCUUGUACAUUAUGAAGACUUGAAAAAGCAUGAUGAGUGGAUUAGUCUCAGCAGUCCAAGAUUAAGACCCUUAGGUAGUGGUAAUAAUGUGGUAAAUUCUCCUGAGCCUGCAAAAGAAGUACAAAGUGUAUCAACACCAGUUGCUAAUCCCAUAAUGGUUAAAGAGGAGCCUAAAACAGAAGAGAAACCUAAACUCACAUUUGUAGUAGGUGAAAGAUGUUUAGCUCGAUGGAGGGAUAAUCGGAGAUUUAUGGCUACUGUCAAUAAAGACUUGGGAAAUGGAAAUUAUGAGAUAAUAUUUGAUGAUGGGUUCCUGUGGAAAUGCAGUACCGCCAGGAUGUACAAAUCCAAAGUCACUGAUAACUUAACUGUUGACACGACAUCUUUGACAGCAAAUUCAGUUCCCUCACCAAUACAGCAAGGGGGCCCUAGUAGUGCCAUGGCACUUCCUUACCACACACAUCUAUUUGACCCUAACCGUGAUUAUUUAGGUUCUAAAAGUGAACGUCGUGAAAUGAAGAGAAAGUUGAAUAUUAAAGAAAUAUUCAACAUUGGACAAAAGCGGUCAAAAAAACGGGCAUCGGAUAAACCCAAGGUUGCAGUGGUGAGAAAACCAAAGAUUGUUAAAAAGAAAUUGGCUGAGAAGCAUCCAAUUGAUCCUGUUAAAGUGAAAAAGGAAGUUCCUGAGGCAGUAGCAUCAAUAAUAGGUACUGUUAAAAAUGAAUCAGACAAUGAAGUAAAAGAAGAACCAUCGCAAGAAACUAAAUUAAAAAGAGAAAAUAAAUCUUCAGAAGAACCAACACCUUCAGAACUUAGCCAUGAACAAGAACAACCUGUUCAAAGGUCAAAUGACUACACUCAUAAAAUAGAAGAAUCAGAUAAACCAGAAGAAUCAGAUAAACUAGAAGAAUCAGAUAAACCAGAAGAGGAUAUGAAUGAAGAAGAAGAUAUAAAUGAGAAAAUAAGUCAGUCUAUGGAGAAUUUAAAUAAGGUACCAGGGACAAUAGAUAUUUCAGAUAGUUCUGACGUGCAGAGUAGUAAAAUAGAGGAUGAUCGUACAUCAGAAGAAGAACUCAAGCUGGAAAAGUUUGAUAAACAAGAUGGAGAGAAACAUGAAGAAGUCAUAGACAAGAUAAAAGAGGUUAUUACCAAAAUAGAGGAUGAUUUAUAUAAAGUUGAAAAAGUAAAUUCCCCAAAACCGGAGAUUAAAGACGUACUAAUAAAAAUUGAAAAAAAGGAAGAAAUAAAGAUUGAGAAAGAUGAUGCUAAAGAUGAUGCUAAAGAAAAAAAGAAGUUAGCAAAGAUAAAGAAAGGUAAAAAAUUAAGAUUGUUACAGGAGAGAAAGGUAAAGAAACAAGUGGAGAAGGUUAAGAGUGAAUUGGAAGCUAUGAAGAAGCAAGUAGAAGAAAUGAAAAAGCAGAUGAUGAUGAGAGCAGAGGAACUUGCGGAACACAAUAUGCCCAUGGGUUUCUUGCUGCCAGGGGAGUGGUGCUGCAAAUGGGUAAAUGGACAACCAGUUGGAAAAGUUAGUGAGCUGGAAGCAGAAGUUAAGGAUGGGAACACUAAGCCAGGCCUGCCAAGACGAAGUGUACAGGUUGAAGAUAAAAGAUUACCGCAAGGUUGGACAAAGCAUAUGGUUCGCAGAAGUUAUGGACAUUCAGCUGGUAAAUGGGAUGUAGUUUUAGUAAGUCCUGAUAAUCGUCGGUUUCACACUAAAAAUGAGAUGCGUAAUUAUUUGGAAAAUAAUCCUAGCGAAGAUUUACGUUCAUAUGAGAAUGUGUUGCUGGACUUUGGAAUACAUCUCAAGCUGUCUCGCCGUAUAGGAUGGGUAACCACAACUCCAGGUGGAACUGACACUACACCGGUCACGACACUGCCGGCAGGCACAUUGUUUAGCACGUCACCGCUCGUGAAGCAAAGAAAACUGAGCCUUAAAAGCAGUAAGCACAGUGUUAAAGAUAAAAAACGCAAAAUGGGCGUUGGCGUCAAAAUACGACGCGAUGAAAAUCAUCCGUUGUCUACUACUGGUGCAGAAGGCAGUAACGAAGGUGUGUUUCCACCGAAAUUAAAGUUAAAGAAAAAAGCAAGAUCAAAGUUAAAGUCGUUAACAACGUCGAAAUAUAAGCCAAUAAUUGAUUCUCCUGCCUUAGAAGAUGGAUAUGUAUAUGUUGGAGCACUGAAGGUACAAGUCAUAGAUAAUCUACUGCGCUGCCCAGCGGAAGGGUGCUUAAAGAAUUUCCGUAACAAUACACUUCUGCAAAUGCAUAUCAAGCAUUACCACCGGGAGCUUCGUAAAAUGAUGGGCAGAACACCCAAAGUUCUGGACUUGGCUUACGCUAGGACUAUGCCCACUGAUAUAGAAUCGCCUAAAAUGCCAGAAUUAAAGACUAUUAAAGUCAAAAUACCGAGAUUACCAAAGCGUUAUGAAGAGGUGAAACAAGAAUUAAAAGAACCAAAGAUAGAAGUGCCCAUAGAAUGUCCAACUACUCCUGUGAAGGCUGAAGUGGAGAUAUCAAAACAAGAUUCUCCUAAACUUAGGCACGCGUUAAUAAACAAGCCGGUGAAACGACCGAGAGUUCUAUUGCCAGUCAGGAGGAUUGAAACAGUAGAACCUGAAUUGAAGAAACCAAAGACGGAAAACCAAGUGGAGACAGAUAAUGAAAUUAUAGAUCCACUGGUAUACAUACCCCCGAUAGAGCAGUUAGAUUUCGAGACCGCCAUAUCCACUCACACUGUAACAAAGCCCUUAGAACGAGUUACGAAGGAUAAACAUAUUUUACCAUUAAAGAAGCCUUUAAGCGAUGAUGACGAAUGGUUCGGUGGUAAUUCUGACAUGGAGACAAGGUCCAGUUUUCCAAGAUCAGGGACACCGGAUUCGAAACAUACGGAUCAGAAGCCUGUGUUAGCAGUGUCGAACGAGGAACAGAAAGAAUCGGAUAUGUACACGUACACAGAGAAUGGGGAGCGUAUCAAGAUAGUGCACAUGAAACGCGAGGAGAUCAUCAACUGCCACUGCGGGUUCCGCGAGGAGGACGGCCUCAUGGUACAGUGCGAGCUGUGCCUCUGCUGGCAGCACGCGCUCUGCCACAACAUACAGAAAGAAUCUGAGGUACCGGAGAAGUACACGUGCAGCAUCUGCCUGAAUCCGCGGCGCGGGCGGCGCUCGCAGCGGUUCCUGCACGACCAGGACCGCCUGUACGAGGGGCUGCUGCCGGGCGCGCCGCCCAGCGCCUCGCUGCGGCGCUCGCACGAGCUCGCCGGCAACCUGCUGCGCAUACGGGACGCGCUGCACGCCUGCCGCCUCAAGUACCACGUCGCCACGAAAAAGAAUCACCCGAAACUGUACCUCUGGGCCCAAGAUUGGGAGAAUGGUGAUAUUAACUUCAGCCAGGAUAGAUUGAACUCUGACUACUCAGAUUUGAAUAUCAUGAUCAACAACAUCGGCAAGGAGAAUCUACCGCUGAAGGAUGAUAUGAGAGACAUGAACCUUGAUAUGAGGAUUGAUGAUGAGAAUGACAGGUUCAGUCAAAGAGAAGGCCCGCUAGGUCCACAAACUCUCCUCAGUGGCCUGCUUUCUAGCCCAGGGGGAGUGUCUCUCGACUUACCUCUCAGCAAUUCAGAUUUGGACAAAUUGACAAAGAGUGUUCAAGAACAAGAACAACAGAGAGCGACAGGGCCGCAGCCGGAGCCGGCGAUAGAGAACAGCGCGUGUCGGGAACGUCUAUUGCGGCAUAUUCAGCGCUCUCAGGCGCUUAUUGACGCGAGGCUCGACUCCAUUGAGGCACAGGUUGCGGAGUUGGAGUCACAAGACCCAUCGUUUGAGGAUGACGAAACCGCAGACUACUUCCCGCGCACGAAGCAAACCAUCCAGAUGUUGAUGAGGGAUCUAGAUACCAUGGAGGAGCUCGGAGCUAGUUAGUGGAUCUUCGAUUCGAAUUUAUUUUGAAAUCGUCUUUAAGUUAAUUCAGCUUUAAUUGGAGCAAUUUAGUUUUGCUUGUGCCCCUUAUAAACACUUUUGUUAUAAAAAAAUCUGCGUUUUUAAGAAAAAGUUAAUGAUCUAUUUAUGUGGUCACUCUGAUUUUGCGAAUUAUUAAAAAAAUAUUUCACUGAUGUAUUUCUUGCGAUUUAUUGCUGUAGUGUAGUUGGUUUUUAUAAGCUUUGGUAAUAAUAAUAAGGAACAAGAUCUCCAAAUAAUUAGCUGCGUGAAUAAGAAACAGAAUGGUGAAUAAAACUCAAUGGAAAUCUGUUAUAAGGUGGGCAAGUUCGUUUAUGUAAUUUACAUAGGAUCUUAAUCUUAGAAAUUUAUGUAAAUAGUAUAUGGAAAUAAAUUUUAUUAAAAUAAAUGCAUUUACCAAAUAUA